Penaeus chinensis is the source of this 2471-nucleotide messenger RNA. RefSeq names its product gastrula zinc finger protein XlCGF8.2DB-like. Gene Ontology annotation, biological process: regulation of transcription by RNA polymerase II. The record is from RefSeq and is a predicted model, not a curated record. Lineage: Eukaryota; Metazoa; Arthropoda; Malacostraca; Decapoda; Penaeidae. Gene Ontology annotation, molecular function: RNA polymerase II cis-regulatory region sequence-specific DNA binding; DNA-binding transcription factor activity. The transcript has 3 exons. The coding region runs from base 432 to 1589 and encodes 385 amino acids.
UAGGCUAUAUUGAGGUGGUACUCCAUAUCGUAACCAUGCAGACUCCAUAUCAUAAGCUGUCAUCUCUUCUUCCCAUCAUGCCUGUCAUGGUAGGGCAGGAGUAGGAUCUUGUGUAUGUCAUUUGCAUUCACAUUGGAAAGCGCGCUCUCACAGCCACAUCUCACUGGAUGUUCUAUAUUCUCUCUCUCUCUAUCCUUCCCUCCAUCUCUCUCUCUUUCUCUCUCUUUUCUUCAGCCCACAAGGGGGCGUGGGGACAGGCCACAUAGGUUGACCAAGAGAGCCAACUGCGUGGAAACACAUCGAUGAUGGCCAAUUACGUGUCCUGGCGAGGAUAGAGGAAAGUGGAGGAGGCAAGUGCUGCGAUAAUCCUGGACUCUAAGCUGCAUUACUGUGCAAGGAAACCCACUUGUGGUCGAUAAGCAGCCUGAAGGAUGAGUUUCCUUGCCGAUGGAAUGCCUUUGGCCCCAGUCGUCAAUGAGGGAAUAUUAGACACAGGAGUCAGUAUCAAGGAAGAGCUCAGCGAAGAUAUGUCCAAGGAUAUUUGGUUAGAAAUUAAGGAAGAACAGCUCGAUUACGCAGAUCAUGAGAGAGACGAAGUGAGUGACGUGAAAGUGAAACACGAAUGUCUUUUCUUUCACAAUCUUUAUGACCAAAGUCAUGAAGCAGAUGCAAAGGACUCGUGUGAAUUAGUUCGGGAUCAUAGUGACGCGUUAAGAGUGCCAUUGGUGGCUGAGGAAUGUUGGAACAACUGUUCACCAGAAGGGGAUCAGACGAUACAUAAAGAAAGUCUUAAGGAUACAGAACCAGAAGUGGAACCGACUUUGAAGCGCCUUGUAUGCGAAAUGUGCAGCAAGAAAUUCUCUAAGAGGAGAUAUCUCAAAAUUCACAUGAGAGUCCACACAAAGGAGAAACCCUACAGAUGUGAUAUUUGCGACAAGGGCUUCCCAUCCAAAAACAAUCUAGUAAAGCAUAUCAGAGUACAUACAAAGGAAAAGCCUUACAGCUGUGAAAUUUGCGACAGGGCUUUCUCGGAGAAAGGUCCUCUAGUAACACACAUGAGAAUACACACAAAGGAGAAGCCGUACAACUGUGAGAUUUGCGACAAAGACUUCUCGCAUAAAAAUAGUCUUGUUAGGCACAUGAGAGUACAUACAAAGGAGAAACACUAUAGCUGUGAGAUCUGCGGCAAGAACUUCUCACAUAGAGAUAGUCUAAUUAGGCAUAUGAGUGUACACGCAAAGGAGAAGCCAUUCAACUGUGAUAUUUGCUUUAAGGCCUUCUCUUCCAAAAGCGUUCUAGCAAGGCAUAUCAAAGUACAUACAAGAGAGAAGCCAUACAGCUGUGAGACCUGCAGCAAGGUCUUCCCCGAAAAAGGUCACCUGGUAACACACAUGAGAGUACAUACAAAGGAGAGGCCAUUCAGUUGUGAAGUUUGCAACAAAGCUUUCUCGCAUAAAAUCAAUCUAGUUAUCCAUAUGAGAAUACAUACAAAGGAGAAGCCAUACAGCUGCGAGGUUUGCAGCAAGGGCUUCUCACAUAAAUCUAAUCUAGUUAUCCACAUGAGAGUACACACAAAAGAGAAGCCGUAAGGCUAUGAAGCUUACUCUAAAAAAAAAUCAUGAAACCGUUCCCAAAUGCAAAAUCUUUUCACGGAACCGUAACGUAAUGCAAAAACUUUUCACGAAACUGUUCCCUAAUGCAAAAUCUUUUCACGAAACUGUUCCCUAAUGCAAAAUCUUAUCACAAAACUGUUCCCUAAUGCAAAAUCUUUUCACGAAACUGAUCCCUAAUGGUGCCCCGUACGAGAGAACACCCAAAAAGAUGAGACAAACGGACGUGAGAUUUGCAACGGGAAAAUUAGAAAGCUAAUCGGUUGAGCCAGUUGAGGGUACCUGCAAAGGAAGAGCCCCACCGGUGUUAUAUUUGCAAAUGGGGUUCUCAUGGAGUCGUCACCUGGUGUAACAAACAGUAGUACAAACAAAGGAAAAAAACUCAUCUCUGCGAAGUUUGAAACAAAGGCCUUGUCACAGAAGGCGAGAUAAGGCUGACAGUUUGUUUUCUCUGAGUAUAAUGUAGUGCGUCAUACAGGUGAAUACACCCAAACCAGAACCACACAGACAUUCGCUUGGGAAAAACCAAGAAUGCGUAAGGGUAGCAGGCCUUAUAUCUCAGAGGCCCAACGACAUGCUUUCACUCGGAGAAGACAUCUCGUGGACAACGCGAAUUGCAUCGAAGAGCAAGAUAUUUCAUCUAAGAGGAGCACUCUUUCCCUUGACAUUAUUGGGGAAGAAUUGCCCCAGAUUUUGAUGGAUUUUUUUCUGAUUUAUGUUAUACACGUGAUGUGUAGUUCUUGUCUGACAUAAUAAAUUUCCAUGUGUUAUGACUUGUAUCUAAGUGUCCAUGGAUUUUUUUUUCUUCAGGUAAACUCAUGUCUGCUGUUACUAAUUAUAUAAAUAUGUAUGUGUGAUUUG